Messenger RNA from Haliotis rufescens (red abalone), 3416 nucleotides. RefSeq names its product putative ankyrin repeat protein RF_0381. The record is from RefSeq and is a predicted model, not a curated record. Lineage: Eukaryota; Metazoa; Mollusca; Gastropoda; Lepetellida; Haliotidae. The transcript is spliced from 3 exons. Gene Ontology annotation, molecular function: protein binding. The coding region runs from base 307 to 939 and encodes 210 amino acids.
CUUUGUUAACAUCAUUGGAUUAUAUUGAGACCAAAUACGGUUUGAUGUUCUGUCUAACCUGCACAGUAACUGAUGCCUUUGCAUGGCAUUGUCACUCUUCUUGGAACUAUUACUUUCCUUGAAGAGCUAGUUUUCAACAAUAGCCAAAAUCGAUACCACGUUGGCGACGGUUUAAACACUUCAAAACUUGUGCAAUCGAAAUCAAUAUCCAUCGAGGCACAGACCUCGGCUUAUUGUGUUCAGUUGCUGGGACUCACGGCAGGAAGAUUUACCCCUGAACGUUAAUAGGCAAAACUUGUGGUCAUCAUGGCAGAGAAGGCUCAUGAACAGGAUAGUGCCCGUGUAGUCACGGACCUCCAUUACGCCUGUCAAGUGGGGGAUAUGGAGGCAGCGAGACAGUUUCUGUCUCUUGGUGAGGACAUCAACGGGAGAGGUGAGUUGGGGAUGACACCACUGAUGUUGGCAGCAAAGUAUGGACACAAAGAACUGUUUGACCUACUUGUGAGUAAAGGAGCUGAUCUCCGACUAAAAUGUAUUAAUGGUGACACUAUCCUUCAUCAGGCGUGUAGUGUGGAUGUAGAGAUAGUGAAGUAUGUCCUUUCACAGGACGUUGUGGACAUCAACAGUAGAGGAUCUGACGGGAUGACCCCAAUGUUGUGGGCAGCAGUGUUGGGAGACACGAAAGUGGAAGUUGUAGAGUUUCUCGUGGCUCAAGGCGCGGAUGUGUCACUUGUAGAUUAUAAAGGUAACACUAUUCUUCACCUGGCUGCUGAUAGACAAUCUGGGGAGCUGAUUGACUACAUCCUCUCACACGACAUGGUGGACAUCAACGCAAGGAACAACGCUGGGAAAACAGCAGCCAUGAUAGCGAGACGAUAUGGUCUUACAUUUAAUCCAGCAUAUGAAGUCCUUGUGUCACGAGGAUGUCACAUUGAGUGACGUGUUCACCGUGAAAGGCUUUAUGAUAUCAAAUAGUAUUAGUUAACACAAUGGCUUAGCUCGCAGAUUAACAGUCAAACAUUACAAUGUAAAUAUUUUUGAUAUGACCUCCUUAUACAUGUAUCAUAAUGGUAAGUUUAAUUUUGACUGAAGGAGAGCGCGUAUUGGUUUCUCAAAACAUUUGGAGUUGAAAUGAAAUGAAAUGAAAGUAACUUAAUCCGGACAUGUUUUAACCAAUCCCCUGUCUCAUUCUGUGAUUUGGUCAUGUUUCCUAAUGUAGAUAAUCCAUUCAAUUUGUUCAUUUUGUUUUUGAAAGACGUAAAAUGUUUAGGGGAAAUAUAUCUCCUUUCGAUAAAGUAAACCGGUCUAUAUUUUGUAAGAAUAAACUAUUGCGCGUUGAGCGAUUAUCUCCUUUAGCUGUAUGGUAGUUAUGGUAUAGAGCUUUAUUAAGCACUCACCUAGCAAUGCUGAACAUUGUAUCUUAUUCAAGCCGUAUCCUUGAGAGUGAGUGAUUAUCUCCCUUGCUUGCGGUGCACAGUUGAGCACAGUAUUGUUUCAAGUAGUUCACUGUAUGUAAUGUAUGAUUCAUACCGUUUCAUGCGGCGGUUUACGGUUCUGCAUGGUUUAUUGCUUUGACAGUUUUUUCAACUUCCGAUAGAGAUUUUACAACCGCAUAUGUGCUUUCCUUCUGGAUACAUAGGAAAUCAACAGGUUGGACUGUACUUUGCAAUUAUUUUCCUAAAAAAUAAUAUGGUUGCAUGACAUAUUCACGUUGUUUUGGGUUGAACAUAGUCACAUUCUUCUUAACAUACUUCAAAUUUAAACUGGCAGUAAUCACAGCACAAACCCAGCUAACCAAACGGAACCGUACACAAGAGUAGUGAGUGAGUGAGUUGGGUUAAACGCCACUUUGAAUAUUCCACUUAUAUCACGGCGUGUCAGCUUGACGUGGGUGGAGUGCCCGAAGUGAUGCAGGUCUCAGACGGUCACCACUUGAUGAAACUCACGAGAACGGGUGUUAAUGCUGACAACAUAAUCGAGGCAAACCGGGAUUCGACCACACUGUCAUAGGUUUCUGCCGUGCCCAAGGGACACAACUCUGCAUAGCGAAUACAGCGCCUUAGGCGAUUGGGCCAACCGUGCCCCCGUACACAACUGUAUCAAACUAUCAUACAACAAAGAUGUUUUAGAUGAGAUAUGUAUUGUGUAACAUUCCAUGAAGAAACAGUGGUCGCAUAACACUAUCACAAACUUGAAAAUAUAUGCACAAUAAGUGCAAAACACACAGGUACAAGUGUAUUAUAAUGGUAUGGAGACACUAUGAGAACUGAGCAAAACUAUGGUAAUGUUUGAACAUACAAGGAAUUUGUUUAUAAUUGUAGAUAUGAUAACCGAUCUUGGAAAUUGUUUCUGUAUAACUGUUGGUAAAAAUGAUUAAGAAAUGUUCCUUUUAACAGAGUGUACCAAAUUCUUUAUGAUGAUUGAGGAUUAUUUGUGAUUCUCUUUCUUGGUUGUAUUUUAUACAAGACAGUGCGUAAUGUUGUUCAUCUUCUGAGACAUCACAUGUUUCACAGAUACGUUGUUCCAAUGGGUUAGUGUUUUUGUAUAUCUACCAGUUUAUUUUUUUUAGUUUGUGAUUACCUAAACGAAAGUUUGAGAAAUGUGACUUAUAGCGCUUUGUUUUUACAAUAUGUAAGAUAAUUAUCAAUAUUUAUAGAGGACUUGACCAAUACAGCUGUAUGUAUGUUCUUAACUUGCUGUUGGAUAGAUAGGAAUCCCUUAUUGAAUGCGUGAACAUAUUUUUACAAAUGGACUGAAGAUUAUUUACAGUGGAUUCAUUAAAAAAAAAUGUGUUUACUAUUUCAAAAGAUUGGUUUAUUUAAUGCAGCCAACAAUUUGACCAGAAAGAUUGAUAUUUGCUGCCAAAGCAUGUUUUCAGAAUGAUAUUUCUUGUGUUAUCUACAUAGGACUUGUAACAAAUUAUUUUGACAGGCCCAGCUAUGCGCUUUCUUGCCUUGGUUUUCCUUGUGCUGACCAUUUAAAGACAUUGUUUCUUUUAUUGUGAUUUUCAAAGAUAACUACAUUAAUAACAGCCAAUUUGUACUUUACUCCAGUCCUCUCGUCCCAUAACUUACACUUCCUUCCUCUGCAUAUGGCAUUAUAUGGCGGUGAACAAUUGAUGCUCUGCAGCAAUCUCUACUUGUUUGUACUGGUAUGGUGGGUCAGACAAUAUCUCGAUACAUCGGGAAACAUUACAGCUAUUACCUGAAGCGCUCGUAAAAUCUCUAACGUCCUCAUUAUAUAAAAUACUCGUCAGAAGAGCAACGUUUUGCACAGGACCCGAGAUCUAGAUGCAAGUUCUUAUCAGAAUCGGAUACUGGUGAUACAUGAUGGUGAUACAUGGCUGAACGUUUGUGAGUGAAAAAGGUAAAACUGUGACCCGUAUGAUUUUAUUGAUAACAUGUGACAAUAUAUAG